Molecule: messenger RNA, 2520 nt
Organism: Owenia fusiformis
Lineage: Eukaryota; Metazoa; Annelida; Polychaeta; Sabellida; Oweniidae
Source: the annotation of a GenBank genome assembly
UGAAGAGGCAGCGUUUCUUUGAUUAAUACAGCAGAAAAUACUAAUUCUGUCUUGAAGACGAUUACAUAUAACAGUAAAUCUUUCAUUUUCGUUGGAGUGGAGUGGCGAUCUCAUUACAAGAUGGAACCUACUAGGAUAUUUUUAAGAUCUGUAUUACACCUCAGUUAUAAUAUUAUUUAUACAGAUUAAGUCAUCAAGAAGUUCUUACGAGACUUUUAAUUAGAUAUCAGUUUUGAAUAUAUGCAAACAUGUUUAUCAGUGCUUAUCUGCGUUGAAUGAAUACUGGCAAAAAGUUUGCAGUAUUAGAAGUCUUCAGAGUGAUGGAUUUAUGAAGUAAAUAUUGUAGGGAAAGUCAGAUAUUUCAGAGGUUAAAUAAAUAAAACAUUGACAUUGACUGUAGUGUAAUUUACUCCUGGCAUAACUUCUCUUGCGGGGCAUCUUUAUAGGGGCUGUGUCAAGAGAUAGCGCUGCCUCAUGAUGAUUUUCCAUAGUAACAAGAUGUCCCAUCACAGGUACAGUCCUGAUCACAUGACACCUCGGCACAGCAUGUCACCUCCCAGCAGUCUCUCUCCAUCACACCACAUGAUGACCCAGCUGCCCCAUGGUAUGACCACAAUGCAUCAGGUGAAACAGGAAGUCAUGGAUUACUCACUCCCGGGCGCUGCAUGCUCAAUGUCGGCAAUGUCUAAUAUAAAGAAGAAAGGUAAAGGGUCUGGUGUGGCAGGGAAGAGCAUAGAAGAGGAGUUAUGUCUCAUAUGUGGAGAUAGAGCAUCGGGGUAUCAUUAUAAUGCUCUCAGCUGCGAGGGCUGUAAAGGCUUUUUUAGACGUAGUAUAACUCGUAAUGCUACCUAUAACUGUAAAUUUGGUGGUAAUUGUGAAAUGGACAUGUGGAUGAGGAGGCGGUGUCAAGCAUGUCGCUUACGGCGCUGUCGGGAGGUCGGCAUGAAAGAAGAAUGUUUACUCUCAGAGGAACAGUGUAAAGCUAGAGAUGCUCGACGGAAAUCCAAAAUGGCAAUCGACAAACCUCAGAACAGUCCAGAUAGUAUUUUAUCGCCUAGUGUGUCAGCGGCAAAUUCCCCCCAGAGUUUUACUAAACCUCUGGAUGCCCUGAAUGAUGAACAGAAAGAGUUGAUAGAGAGGAUUGUUUACCUGCAGGAUUACUAUGAGCUUCCCAGUGAUGAGGAUAUUAGAAGAAUACAGGAGGCCAGUGAACAAAGAAGGACUGAAGACAAUAACCUAACUGAAGCUGUCUAUUCUGAAAUGGCUGAAAUGACGAUUCUCACCACCCAGCUGAUUGUAGAAUUUGCCAAAAGAAUUCCUGGUUUCACCACGCUGGCCAAGGAAGACCAGAUAAUAUUGCUCAAGGGUUCAGCAUCUGAAGUUAUGGUGCUCCGGACAGGUCGACGAUAUGACCUUGAAACAGACACUGUCGUAUUUGCCAAUGGAUCACCAAUGACAAGAAAUGCUCUGCGAUAUGCUGGACUUUCAAAUCAUGUAGAUUCUAUGUAUGAUUUUUGCCGUAGAAUGGCAAUGAUGAAAAUUGACAAUGCAGAGUACGCACUCUUGAUGGGGAUCUCAAUAUUCUCAGAACGUCACGGACUGAAGAAUAAAAAGGCAGUAGAGGAUGUUCAGGAAGUUUACUUGCGCACACUAGAACGUUACAGUAAAGUGAAGCAUAAAGAUAUUAAGCAGAUAUAUGCCAAACUUAUUAUGAAACUAACAGAUUUACGUGCGUUAAGUGUAGAACACUCCGAAGUUCUAUUAGCCCUGAAGGUAUCUCGUGGCUCAUUCCCACCUCUAUUAAAUGAAUAUUUUGACGUUGAUGAGGUUGCUAGGCAACAGGAGGAGAGUCAGGCAGAGGCAGAGGCUGCAGCUUUUGACGUCCACUCCCCAAUAUCAAAUAUCUCAUCACCUUGCCCUAGUAACUCCUCUGUGUCAACCCCAAGCUCAUUAUAGUCACUGGAACACUUGAUGUGUGACUCUGAACGUCAUCUCAGGGCUUGAAUUAAGUGGGACUUACUAUGGCUUUUAAAUGGCAGCUAGUCCCAUGUUUCAGGCACAUAAAGCCAGCUAAGUUUCUAAAUGCGGGUAGGCCCUUAAAAACCACCUUUCUCCAGGCCUUUGAGGAGCUACUUAACAAGAGGCAUAUUGUAUUCAUCGAUGUAUGAGAUUUCUGUACAACAUAAGACUACAUGUACAUACAUAUGGAACUGAACUAAUUGUCUGUUAAGGAUAAAUAGCAUAACUUUGAACACCAGCACAUUGAUAAAUCCCCAUAUUCAACCAUACUUUAUGCUCUGUUAAACCCUUACUGGCAAACCAUAUCAAGGAUUACCAAGUUUAUAUAGCCACAACAGCUGAAUGGAAGUCCCAGAAAGAACUUGAGAAAUUGAGUUUUAAAUAAAUUUGGAAAGAAAAUGAAAUGAAAAGUGGAGGAAGUGUUCUCAGGUUUCUAUAAGGUGGCAUACUGGCAUAUGCGGACACCUGACAUUUGUCUGCAAUGUGACAUAACAUUGGCCU